Callorhinus ursinus (northern fur seal) is the source of this 1916-nucleotide messenger RNA. The record is from RefSeq and is a predicted model, not a curated record. NCBI's taxonomy places the organism in Eukaryota, Metazoa, Chordata, Mammalia, Carnivora, Otariidae.
AUGAAGCCGGGGCCACCGCACCGCGCCGCGGCCGCCCACGGGGCAGGCGCCGGGAACGGGGCCGGGGCCGGGCCCGGGGCCCGCGGGCUGCUGCUGCCGCCGCUGCUGCUGCUGCUGCUGGCCGGGCGCGCCGCGGGGGUGAGUGACGCGCGCCGGCCGCCCCCGCCGCCGGCCGCCUUCGGGGCUCUGGGGACCCCUCCCCGGCGGGCGACCCGGCGGGAACCGGAUUGCGGGUCGCGGGCGCUGCGCCCCUCCCCGGCGGCCCCGCGGGCGGAGCGGGGUCCCCUGCCCCGGGUCCAGAGGCGCGGGGAGGGCCUGACGGCGGGCCGGGGGUCGCCGGGCGCGGGGCCCGGGCUGGAUGCCGCCUUCCUGCCCCUCACCCCUCCAGCAGCAAGUGAAUGUGGCGGGUGCUGGAUUCCCAGCCAGGGCAGCUGUGGACGGAGCCUGGCCCCGGCCCACAUUCCUGCGGUGACGCUCUGGGUCUCCGGGUUGGAGCUGGUGAGCGCUCAGCGCUGGCGCAGCGAGAACUUCGAGAGGCCCGUGGAUCUCGAGGGCUCUGGGGAUGACGACUCCUUCCCCGAUGACGAGCUGGAUGACCUCUACUCAGGGUCGGGCUCAGGCUACUUCGAGCAGGAGUCGGGCAUUGAGACAGCCAUGCGGUUCAGCCCGGAUGUAGCCAUGGCAGUGGCGACCACACCUGCAGUGCUGCCCACCAUGGACAUCCAGCCUGUGGGCAUCCCGUUGGAAGAGCUCCCCUCUGAGCACCCCACCCCAGAGCCGGCCACCAGCCCCCCCGUGGUGACAGAGGUCCCAGGAGAGCCCAGCCAGAGAGCCACCACCAUCUCCACUCCCACGGCUACCACGGCCGCCACGACUGCGGAGGCCCUGACUGUGGCCACGGUGCCUGCCACGGUGGCCACUGCCGCCCCCAGCCUCCCCGCGGCCCCCCCUUCCACGGCCACCCCCUCCGUCACAAGGACCACCGGCGUGCAGAGGCUUCUGCCUCUUCCAUUGACCACGGCAGCCACGGCCCGGGCCACCACCCCAGCAGCGCCCUCACCUCCCACCACAGUGGCUGUCUUGGACACAGAGGCCCCAACACCCAGGAUGGUCAGCACAGCUACCUCCAGGCCAAGGGCCCUUCCCAGGCCAGCCACCACCCAGGAGGCUGACGUCCCCGAGAAGAGCACCUUGCCCCUGGGGACCACUGCCCCUGGACCCACAGAGGUGGCUCAGACCCCAACUCCGGAGUCCAUCCUGACCACGAUCCGGGAUGAGCCCGAGGUGCCCGUGAGCGGGGGGCCCAGCGGGGACUUUGAGCUGCCAGAGGAGGAGACCACACAGCCAGACACAGCCAAUGAGGUGGUGGCCGUGGGCGGGGCUGCAGCCAAGCCGUCACCUCCACCUGGGACGCUGCCCAAGGGUGCACGCCCAGGCCCCGGCCUCCUGGACAAUGCCAUCGACUCAGGCAGCUCGGCUGCUCAGCUGCCUCAGAAAAGCAUCCUGGAGCGGAAGGAGGUGCUCGUAGCUGUGAUUGUAGGUGGGGUGGUGGGCGCCCUGUUUGCUGCCUUCCUGGUCACGUUACUCAUCUACCGCAUGAAGAAGAAGGAUGAGGGAAGCUACACACUGGAGGAGCCCAAGCAGGCGAGCGUCACGUACCAGAAGCCUGACAAGCAGGAGGAGUUCUACGCCUAGCGGAGCCACAGUGCCUCCCGUAGCUCAGCAUCACCCCUCUGCCUAGCCCCUGGCCCGGCCUCGCCAGCCCUGGCCUGGGACUGGGCCUGGAAGGGAGCCUGGCCCCAGUUCAUCUCUGCCCGCCCUCCCAAGGUCUGCCCAGACUGCCAGCCUCACACAGACCUUGCCUGAGGACGGGGGCGCUGCCAUCUGCCCUCUGCUGUGCCCUUAGGAGCUCAUCU